This is a messenger RNA of Ricinus communis (castor bean), 2174 nucleotides long. Its product is annotated as 28S ribosomal protein S29, mitochondrial. The transcript is spliced from 7 exons. The record is from RefSeq and is a predicted model, not a curated record. The coding region runs from base 273 to 1643 and encodes 456 amino acids. NCBI's taxonomy places the organism in Eukaryota, Viridiplantae, Streptophyta, Magnoliopsida, Malpighiales, Euphorbiaceae. Gene Ontology annotation, cellular component: mitochondrial small ribosomal subunit. Gene Ontology annotation, molecular function: structural constituent of ribosome.
AAUUGGGCUCGGCUUAGUUAAUUGCAGUCAUACUGCGAAAAUCCAGGGAAAUGAAAGCCUAACCUAGCUCUAAUUUCUUCCUCCUUCCUCCUUCCUCCUUCCUCCUAUCUAUCACUUUCAACGGACGCCGCUCUUCUUUUCUUCGUUCCUCUCCUGCUCUCUGUAAAUUUUUCCUUUGUUUUGGAGAUCUAUGCUUAUGAACUUGUAAAUUAAAUUUCUACUUGUAAAUUUCGAAAUACAUUAUUGUAGGUUGAUGGUUUUUAUAGAAGAAGAUGCUAAGGUUAAUCGUAAGAGCUGCAUUAAGAAAACCCCAAAAACCCAGUUCUCCAAUUCCUUCGGUAUCUUCACUGUAUGAUCAGAACAAUCAUUUAUGCAGUUACUACUCUUCCAAGCCUACAAAACCCAACAAGAAAAAUGUCCAAAAAUCCAAACCCAAGAAACCCUCUGAAGAACCCGCAACCGCCAACGAUCUAGAAGCUUCCCUAUUUGACGACGGCGCCACACGCGCUCACCGUCUCGCUGAGGAGGAGAAUGUGCCUUCGCUUGACGUGGGUCCUAAUGGUCGUCCUCUUUUCACUUCCACUUCUUCACUCUCUCAGCUCACUCGUAAAGAUAGCUGUACCUACUUCAAAUUCAGUGAGGAAGGACUGAAUGAGAGGUUACCGGAGGGAUUGCCAAUGGGGUUGGUGAAAGAGUUUGAGGAAUCAAUGCGAAGAGCUGUACUAGUUCGUCAGAGUUUUUUGGAUCUUCGUGACAAUUUCAGACGCAUUGUUGAUCCUCCCUUGAGUUCCUCUAACGGAAAAGGUCCAAAAGUGCGGAAGCAAAUUGUAUUAGAUGGUCCUGUUAGCUGUGGAAAGAGUAUUACUCUUGCAAUGCUUGUUCAUUGGGCUCGUGAGGAAGGAUGGUUAGUGUUUUAUGUACCCACAGGACGGGAUUGGACUCACGGCGGGUUUUUCUAUAAGAACCCAGAAACUGGUUUGUGGGACACACCUGUACAUGCUGGAAGUAUUCUCAAGAGUUUUCUGAAAUACAAUGAGUUACAUUUGAAGCGAUUACCAUGUCAUAUAUUGGAUCCUGUGCCACUGGGAGAGGGUGCUGGUGUUGGAUGGAUGAAAGGAGUUCAGUCCAUGCCAAUUCCUGAAGGCUCAACAUUAUAUGACUUGAUUCAAAUUGGAAUCAAGCACACACAUGCAGCUGUUGGUACAGUAGUUCGUUUGAGGAAAGAGUUAUCACUUGUGACUGAUGUUCCUGUUCUCUUUGCAAUUGAUCAAUAUAAUAACUGGUUUACAUUCAGCGAGUAUGAAGAGCCAGUAACAAUUCGUUCUUGUCGACCAAUACAUGCUAGGGAACUUGCAACGGUAAAUGCUUUUAGGUCAAUGAUGCAUGAUGACAUGAUGGUGGGUGCUUUCUCUCAUUCAACUGCUGUUGGAAAGCUACGAAAAGACUUGCCAGAUGUUCCUGUAGAUGCUCGUGUCGAUUUGCCCCGCUAUAAUUUAGAUGAAGCAGCCACUGUUUGCCAUUACUACCUUAGACAAAGGCUAAUACGCCGUGAAGCAUUUUCAGAGGAGAACUGGAAGAAGGUGUAUUUCUUGUCCAAUGGAAAUGGGGCAGAAAUGAGGUGGUUAGUUCCUUUGAUGCGGUGACAUAUGAAGAUACUGCAUUUAGAUACAUAUAAUGACAUCAUUUUGGGACGACCAUAUUUUCAUUUUAUCGCCAUUGUCUCCAUGGGCUUGACAUUUCCUCCCAUAUCUUAAAGUCCUUGAUGUGAGAUCAUAACGCAGUUCCUCCUUUCUUUAACCCUUAAAAUUGUGAUGAUAGCUGGCAAGAGUUGCAAACUGGAAAUCUGAAAUUUUCAUCACUUGAUUGAUUUACUUGAUCCAGAUCAUCCUUACAACCCGGGUAUGAUCAGUAAGCGUUUUUGUAUGUCUAUUGUAGAAGGGUGUUUCCUUGUAAUAAUGGUGAUUUUGUUUUCUAGGCCUAGAUGAGAUAGUCCUGUCAAAAUAGGAAUUACAUUACAGCAUUCAUGUGGUGUGUUUGUGUUUUGUCACAACUUCCAUGCAUUGCCAUUCUAGUUUAGGUUAUUUGAGAUGGUUUCAUGAUGUUGAACCUUGACUGAUGAGGUUUCCAGAUGAGAAUAAUAGAAAAUAUGCCAGUACUCUCAAGGAUUGAAUCCA